AUGAGCCAAUAUGAUCUGCCAUACCACUGCUUUCUCGACACCGUCCAUGUCAAGCGCGUGUUCCCGGUGGUGGUGGGCUAUCAUGUUGUUACCAGCCUCUUCUUCAGCUACAUCUUUGUCCCGCACGCCCUGCUCGUCACUCUCCCAGCCAUAAUCGUCUGUGCCCUGGCCGUCGUCGCCUUCACCAAGCGUAUACCAAAUUUGCUGCUGCCUUUUCGGAUCUACGUGUACUUCUCCAUCUUUUUCCUGCUCUUCCUCGGUGCCUACAUGUUCUUCAUCAGCAUCUUCAACAAGGAGAAGCAUGAAUGGAUCGCCGAGUCGUUGUUCUCGCCCAGCGUCGAAUUCUUUUCGAUUGCCUUCCACUUGGUGUCGAACCUGGCGACGUUGCUCGCCAUGUGGCAGCUCUCGCUAAUUUCCACGACUGCCAAGUACUUGCGACAUCUUCAGCAAGGUUCCGAUACCGUGACGUUGUCGCUACCACCGGUGAACGAUCCGAUGUCGGCGGUCCUUGUU
This is a messenger RNA of Mesorhabditis spiculigera, 513 nucleotides long. The record is from the annotation of a GenBank genome assembly. Lineage: Eukaryota; Metazoa; Nematoda; Chromadorea; Rhabditida; Rhabditidae.